This is a messenger RNA of Dictyostelium purpureum, 156 nucleotides long. RefSeq lists its product as uncharacterized. The transcript has a single exon. The annotation marks the transcript as partial. The record is from RefSeq and is a predicted model, not a curated record. Lineage: Eukaryota; Evosea; Eumycetozoa; Dictyosteliales; Dictyosteliaceae.
UUUGAAGAUAGUUUUAAACAAAUGAUGAAUGCAUAUACACAAUUAGAUCCAAGACAAAGAGCUGAAAAAGUUAGAAGAGUAUUUCGUAAUGCUUCAACAAGAGACUCUGAAACUUUAAGUGAGCUUUUAGAUUUAUUCAUUACAGAGGGUGUCGGU